Molecule: messenger RNA, 4484 nt
Organism: Eriocheir sinensis (Chinese mitten crab)
Lineage: Eukaryota; Metazoa; Arthropoda; Malacostraca; Decapoda; Varunidae
Product: multiple epidermal growth factor-like domains protein 6
Exons: 27
Coding region: 63-3386 (1107 amino acids)
Source: RefSeq, a predicted model, not a curated record
CGCAGCCCUCGCGCAGAGCAGACGGCAAGAGCGGAGCCUGUCAGCCACUGAUUGGAGAUUCCAUGCUUACACUCUUGUUCGAGAGGCUCACAAGGGCGGCCGUGAUCAUGGCUGCGCGUUGGUGGUUCUUGGUGCUCCUGUCCGCGACUGUUCAAGCUGCUCACUCGCACACUUAUCAGCCGCAGGAAAACUUUUCGUGCUCCGACCUCGGCGGCACGUGCAUAGCAGAAGACGACGAGUGUUUCGUUAAGCUUGAGGGCACUGUGGACUGUCCCGAGCGCUGGUGCUGCCUCGGCCAACUCGAGAGUGAUGCCCUGUUAAGCGGUGACGGGGUUUGUGCCCAGAGGAAGAAAUGUCGGAGGAAGGGAGGCCAGUGCAAGGUAGCGUGCUCCCUCCACGAGAAGCUGAUUCAGAAUGGAUGCAAAGGGAAACACUGCGUCUGUUGCGCUCCGCUGCCCGAAGUGUGUGAGGAUCAGUCUCUCUGCGAAGACGGUAGAGGCCAAUGCAGAGUGUCCUGUUUGAUCGGGGAAACGGAGUCAUCUAGCAGCUGUGGCGUCAACUGCAAGUGCUGCCUAGCCUUAACUGAUGUGUGUCAGGACCACCACCCGUGUGAUCAGGGGCGAGGGCAGUGCCGCGACGCCUGUCUGGUCGGGGAGACGGAGAAGGCGGGCGGCAAGUGUAGCUGGGGCUGCAGGUGUUGUGUCACGCUGUCUGAAGAGUGUGCCGAUGUGGACACGUGCGUCAGGGCUGGCGGCGAGGUCAAGAGCCACUGCAACGAGGCGGAGAAAGAGGUGGCGGGGGGCUGCUUCGACAAGUUCUGCUGCUGUGCUCCACUUGACGUGUGUGGGGACAAGGCGGCGUGUAACAACGGCCGCGGCCACUGUCGCCCCAAGUGCUUCGCCGAAGAGAGAGCGAAGAUUGGCCACUGUGGGUCCGGAUGCUUAUGUUGCGUGGCCCUGCCCAACGAAUUUGCCGAAGCGAAGAGAUGCGUCGAGGCAGGAGGUUCGAUCAAGGCCCACUGCGCCGCCACCGAGAAGGAGGUGGCUGGAGGCUGCUCGGGUACCAACUUCUGCUGCUGUGCCCUGAAGGACGCCUGCAAGGCCAAAGCAGGAUGCAGUCACGGGCGAGGUACCUGCAGGAGCGCGUGUAAGGACCACGAGCAAGCGACCAGCGACAACUGCGGCGCCUUUUGCAAGUGCUGCGUGGCUACGUUUGAAGAGUGCUCCCCGAAGACGGAGUGCAUGGCUGCCGGGGGCCACUGUAGCGUCCAGUGUCCGCACGGGAGUAAGAAGAUCAAGAAGGCCUGUCACGGGUUCAAGUGCAAGUGUUGUGUUCACCCAGCAGCCGAUUUGCAUUGCCAAGCCCAACUAGCGUGUGAGGGAGGACUUGGGCAUUGCAGAAGUGAAUGUAACAGAUGGGAGGACGAGUUGAUAGGGAGAUGCGGAAAGUUCUGCAAGUGCUGCGUGCCGAGGAUCGAAGUUCUCAUCGACCUCAAGAAGUGCACGCAGGAAGGGGGAGCUUUCAAGGGGUCAUGCAGCGACGAUGAAGAAGAGCUGGGAGGAGGAUGCUCGUCCCCGAACUACUGCUGCUGUACCACCAAAAAAGUUUGCUCCGUGAAUCCCAAGUUCGGCAGCUGCCCAGGGCAGUGUCGCCCGUGGUGUGAGGCGUGGGAGGAAGAGAAGCUCGGCGGCUGCAGCCCCAACUGCAAGUGUUGUGCGGACAAAAAUGACGUCCUGAGCGAGGUGGACGAGUGCAUGAAGGCGGGAGGACAGCUGAGGGCUCGGUGCUCCAAGGACGAGAAGGAGGUGGCCGGGGGCUGCUCCUCCAACGGCUACUGCUGCUGCGCUUCAACUGAUAAGUGUCUCGCCAACCCAACGUGUGCCCAUGGGAAGGGGCGAUGCAGGGCUGAAUGCACCAACAGCGAGAAAGAGAUCGCUGGCGGGUGUCACAAGGACUGCAAGUGUUGCGAGCCCUUCUCCGGUGUCAUCACGGUGAAGGAGUUGGAUGCGUGCGUGAGGAAGGGAGGCGCCUACAAGAAAAGGUGCAGCUCUGAAGAAAAAGAGGUCGGGGGACGAUGCUCCGUAAAUGAAUUCUGUUGCUGUGUGCCAAUCAACGUGUGCCAGUCCCAGCCGGCGUGUGCUAAUCAACGAGGGCAAUGUCGCGAGCUGUGCAACACCUGGGAGGAGGAGAAGGGAGUGUGCGGGCCGGGCUGUACAUGCUGCGUGGUGAAUACAAAUGUAAUCACCGAGCUGGAAGAGUGUGUCCGGGUGGGCGGGGCGAUGAAAUCCAGUUGCAAUGAGUUGGAGAAGCCGAUGGCGUGGGGCUGCUCGUCCUCCAGUCGCUACUGUUGCUGUGUGCCAAGAGACGUGUGUCAGCUGCAGCCGCCGUGUGCUAGUAACUUGGGACUGUGCCGCGCAGAGUGUGGCGGCGGCGAGAAGGAGAGUCUCUCGGGCUGCGGUGACCUCUGCAAGUGUUGUGUGCCCACCGAUGAAGUCAGCUCCCAAGACAUUCAAGAGUGCCACCUCUCAGGCGGAUCUCUGAAGAGCGCGUGCAGCUCCAACGAGAGCCAGAAGGGCACCUGUACCAACACCCACUGCUGCUGCGUGCCAAUCGACACCUGUCAGUCUCAGGCACCAUGCGGGAACGGGCUCGGUGUCUGUCGGAAUAAGUGCGAGUCUUCGGAGCAGGAUUCCUACGGUGGCUGUGGAUAUGGCUGCCGAUGCUGCCUUCCUUCUGAUAUAGUGGAAGAAGUGCACAGUUGCCUGCUCCGGGGAGGCACAGUCAAGAAAGAGUGUUCUGACAAUGAGGAGAAGUUCGGUGCUGGCUGCUCCACCUCUGAAGAACUGUGCUGCUGUACCCAGAGGCAAGAAUGUCACGCGUUCCCACCGUGCAGCAAGGGGAAAGGGAUUUGUCGUAGGUAUUGCGAAGACUCUGAGGAGGAAAGCCACGAGGGUUGUGGACACCAAUGCAGGUGUUGCGUUCCUAAGAUAGAUGUGCAAGAUGUUUUGAACUGCAUCCUGGACGGAGGCUCGGUCAAGGAGCACUGCACCAAGUUUGAGAGGGCCGAAUAUUGUGACCAUAAGACCGGGCUGUGCUGCUGCAUUUUGAGGACUGAUGCGUGUCCACCCACGACGUCGUGUUUUGAAAGUGGUGGCAUAUGCAGAGAAGCGUGUUUUGUGUACGAAGAGACAUCAGAUACUGGAACAUGUACCGGGGAUUGUGAUUGCUGUACACCUUCAGUUGACCCGGAGGACGUGAAGACCUGCCUCAAGGCUGAUGGGGUCUUCAGAUAUAAUUGCACAGAAGGCGAACAAACUGAGGAUCCUCCUGGCUGCUUGACCGAAGAAAAUUCUGAGGAUUUGCUGUGCUGCUGUGUUCCAUCAUGAGUAGGUUAUCUUUUUGUAACACAUGAACAUUUUAGCAGUGUUCUUCUUUAUCAUCAGGGGCGUAGCUAGGGGGGGGGCAAGGGGGGACAUGUGUCCCCGGGCGCAGCAUCUGGGGGCGCAAAAUUGAUGUUACAUAAUUACGAAUGAAUUUCAGAAUUAAAUGUUUUCCCCUCUCAGUUAAAUGCCCAGAGAAAUUGGAGAUGUUCAGUGAAAUAAUGGACUGCCGAAUGUUACUCAGGGCAAGGACUGAUGUUAAGCUUUCAGCACCAGAGGACCUGCUUCGCCUCAUUGUGCAGUAUGGGGAUGAUGUAUUUCCAAAUCUGAAAGUUAUGGUCUUCAGAUCUUACUGACUGUUGCAACAUCCAUUGCUAGCUGUGAAAGGUCUUUAUGUAAAUUAAAACUUAUAUUGUCCUGCCUGAGAUCAUCCAUGGGACAGGAAAGAUUGUCAGCCUUGACUUUGCUGAAUGUGGAGCGGAAGGUUACUGACAGCAUAAAUUAUGAGGAACUAAUCGAUAAAUUUGCAGCUGCAGAAGCAAGGAGAAUUUCUUUGAAGCUCCAUUUUUUUUUUUUUUUUUUUUUUUUACGUAUUUGCCUAUGGCACCGGUAGGCUUUCUUGAUGGGGCCUGAUGGGCGGCCCAAGCCCGACGUGGCACAAGCGUUUAUAGUGAUGCCAUCUUGCAUUGGCUCAUGCUGCCCCCCGGAGCUCAUCUUUAAUCCAAAAAUCUAGAGUCCGGGUUGAUAGGUGGUCUUCUGGACAGCAUGUGGGUUGUCUUAGGCCACUCGGCGGUGACUGAAAAAUCCCGGCUUGUGUAACCGGGCGGGGCGCGAACCCGCGUCGUCCUAGACGCGGCGCUGUCACGCUAUUCACUCAGCCACCGCCUCCCCAUACAUCAAAAGCCUUACAUCAAACUAUUUUUUUUUUACUUUGUUAAUUUUUCAGGUUAUUAUAUCUAAAGCAAUGUUUUAUGCUUUCACAAUGUUAUAUGUAUUUGACUACGUAAUAUUUUAUUACAAAAUAAUUUUACAUUGAUUUUCAUAUAUAUUUUCUUGUCUUGAUUUUGACCUUCUCUGUUAUUCAAUUAUAUCUUCGAAGUACCA